Molecule: messenger RNA, 1680 nt
Organism: Hemisphaericaspora subhashii
Lineage: Eukaryota; Fungi; Ascomycota; Pichiomycetes; Serinales; Debaryomycetaceae
Gene: SMI1
Product: Smi1p
Exons: 1
Coding region: 1-1680 (559 amino acids)
Biological process (GO): regulation of fungal-type cell wall biogenesis; cell wall biogenesis
Cellular component (GO): mating projection tip
Source: RefSeq, a predicted model, not a curated record
AUGGGAUUCUUAGAUAAUAUAAAAUCGUUCGUUCAUUCAAUAACAACUGAUGAUCAUUAUGCUUCUUAUUCUUAUAAUAAUAAUAAGAAUAAUACUACCAAUCCUUCAUCAUCUUCUCAUACUUCAAAUUUAGGUUCAAAUCAAGUUAUGAUUGGUGGUUUAUCAAAUAGUUCAAAUUCUCAUUUAAACCGAACUCAUACUCAUCAUAGCAAUAAUUCAAAUCAUUCUUUGGUUAUUGGUUAUAAACCAGGUUUAAGAUCUUCUUCAAAUCAUGAUUUACCAAUGACCACAUUUGAUGAAAAUGGUCAACCUCCAUUACCUUCAAUAGAUUCAUUAUGGGAUAGAAUUGAAAAUUGGAUAGAAUUAGAAUAUCCUGAAUUAGAAGAUAAUUUAAAUGAUGGGGUUACUACUCGUGAUUUAAAUGAAUUUGAAAAUGAUUUACGUAUUGGUGAAUUACCUACUGAAUUUAGACAAUUCUUUAAAAGGCAUGAUGGUCAAUUAGCAGGUGGGAAACCAACUGGUUUAAUCAUGGGAAUGGAAUUAUUGGAUUUAGAAGGUAUUGUCACUGAAUGUAUGCUUUGGCAGAAAGUUGCUGAUAGAUUAGAAAAACAACAAUAUAUUUUACAACAUCAACGACAACAACAACAAAUGCAAAAACAAUCAUCAUCAUCAUCCCCAGAACCAGGAGCAAGUUCUUCUGCAUAUCCCGCUACUCCAUCCCAAUUAAAUAACACAUUUAUCUCCAAUCAAAGAUCCAUUCCUCCAAAUUCAAUCCAACCGGUAUAUUAUCACAAAGGUUGGCUUGUAUUACUAAAAGAUAACAUUGGUAAUCAAAUCGCCAUGGACCUUGCUCCCGGUCCACAAGGUAAAUGGGGACAAAUAAUCAUAUUUGGAAGAGAUUUCGAUACAAAAUUAGUCAUUGCCAACAAUUUACAAGAAUUUUUAUUUCAAUAUGUAAAUGAUUUAGAAUUAGGUAAUUAUCAAAUUGAUUCACAACAAGUUGAAGAAGAUUUAGGCUUUUUAUCCCGGGAUAGAAAUGAUGAUUAUAUGAUUGGUGAUGAAGAUGAAGGCCAAGGUGAAUUAUGGUUUUUUGAUCGUGAUGCCAAAGAGUUUGGUAAAGGAGUUAUUAGAGGAAAUAUGUCAUAUUUGGAAAUUUUAAAAAGAAGAGCCUUGAAAAAAUAUGGUUUGGGUGAAAAUUAUCUGACUCAAUUUAUUCCUCAAAGAAUAAAACCAACUACUUCUGCAGGUAGUUUGAAACCAAGUGGAAGUAGUAGUACUAGUAGCAAUGGAGGUAAUGUUGUUUUGAAUCAAUCGAGAAAUUCUUCAAGUAGUAAUUUAAAACCAGCUAAUAAUAAGCCAAUGAAAUCUAGUCCUUUGGUGAAUCUUGAUUCUAGUUCUUCUCAAUUUGAAAUCCCAAAGGAAACUAUUAUAGAUAACAAAGAAUCCCUUGAAGAGAAAAAAGAUACACAAGAAGAACAAGUAUUGCCAGUGACAGAAACUAACAAGGAAGAAGAACCAAAAAAAGACAUUCAAGAAUCUAAUCCAGAAGAAACUCAGCAAGAAGUAAACGAAUUAGAAGGAAAGCUUGCUCAAAUUGAUCUUGAUAAACCAGAACAAGUCCCUGAGAUAAGUCUCGCAGAAGACGAAGCGGUAAAAACAAAUGAAAACGUUGAAAAUUGA